Molecule: messenger RNA, 556 nt
Organism: Prorocentrum cordatum
Lineage: Eukaryota; Dinophyceae; Prorocentrales; Prorocentraceae
Source: the annotation of a GenBank genome assembly
AAGGGGCAGCCCAAGGAUUUCGGACGAGGCAGGCUCGGGAUCGGGCCCACCGCGCGCGGCAAGGCAAGCCAGAAGAGCAGCGUCGCCGCCAUGGCGAAGGCCGGCUACGUCAAGCCGGAACCCACCGGCCUGGCCGCGGGCCUGAACAAGGGCUUCAUCACCACGCGCCGCACCCUGAAGAGCAAGCCGUCCUACCGCAUAGGCCGCAAGUCGCAGCGCGGCAGUCUCAUCAAGGAGGUGGUCCGCGAGGUCGCUGGCUUCGCCCCGUACGAGCGCCGCAUGAUCGAGUUGUUGCGGGUGGGCUCCGCCGCCACGCUGAAGCGCGCCUUGAAGGUCGCGAAGAAGCGCCUGGGGACCCACAAGCGGGGCAAGAAGAAGCGCGACGAGAUGGCGGAGGCGCUGGCGGCGCUGCGCAAGAAGGGCGCGUGAGCCGUGGCCGGGCGGCUGGGGCUGCGGGACGAAUGGGCUCGAGUCGCCUUCGGUGUCCGGAGAAAAAACAGUGCCAGGAAGAAGGAUCCAGAUAUGCUCAGGAGGGAAACACACACACACACACGAC